This is a messenger RNA of Ornithorhynchus anatinus (platypus), 6922 nucleotides long. RefSeq names its product CDC42 binding protein kinase gamma (gene CDC42BPG). Gene Ontology annotation, cellular component: cytoskeleton; cytoplasm. The record is from RefSeq and is a predicted model, not a curated record. NCBI's taxonomy places the organism in Eukaryota, Metazoa, Chordata, Mammalia, Monotremata, Ornithorhynchidae. Gene Ontology annotation, molecular function: protein serine/threonine kinase activity; ATP binding. The coding region runs from base 44 to 4681 and encodes 1545 amino acids. The transcript has 37 exons. Gene Ontology annotation, biological process: peptidyl-threonine phosphorylation; actomyosin structure organization.
GCCAUGCGGGCCGGCGGGCCUUAGGGCAGGGGGGCGGGGGGCGAUGGAGCGGAGGCUGCAGGCCCUGGAGAGGCUGGUGCUUGGGGAGGGAGGAGGGCUGGACGGCCUCCUCGACCUGCUGCUCGGAUUGCACCACGAGCUCAGCAGCGCCCCCCUGCGGCCGGACAGAACCGUGGCGCACUUCCUCAGCUGGGUCACCCCCUUCGUGACUAAAGUGAAGGAAUUACGACUCCAGAGGGAUGAUUUUGAGAUCUUGAAGGUGAUUGGCCGAGGAGCCUUUGGGGAGGUCGCUGUCGUGAGGGAGAAAAACAGCGGCAAGAUCUUCGCCAUGAAAAUGCUGCACAAGUGGGAGAUGCUCAAGAGAGCGGAGACGGCAUGUUUCCGGGAAGAGCGGGACGUGCUGGUGAAGGGAGACAGGCGCUGGGUGACAGCUCUCCACUACGCCUUCCAGGAUGAGGAGUAUCUGUACCUGGUGAUGGAUUACUACGCCGGGGGAGACCUGCUGACCCUGCUGAGCCGCUUUGAGGACCGGCUGCCCCCGGAGCUGGCGCAGUUCUACUUGGCGGAGAUGGUGCUGGCCAUCCAUUCCUUGCACAAGCUCGGCUACGUCCACAGGGACAUCAAACCGGACAACGUGCUGCUGGACACCAACGGGCACAUCCGAUUGGCCGACUUCGGCUCCUGCCUGCGACUCAACGAGGAUGGGAUGGUGGACUCCUCGGUGGCCGUGGGGACCCCAGAUUACAUCUCCCCCGAGAUCCUGCAGGCCAUGGAAGAAGGCAGGGACCGCUACGGCCCACAGUGCGAUUGGUGGUCCCUGGGCGUCUGCAUGUAUGAGCUGCUGUUCGGCGAGACGCCGUUCUACGCCGAAUCCCUGGUGGAGACCUACGGAAAGAUCAUGAAUCACGAGGACCACCUGCAGUUCCCCUCGGACGUCCCCGAGGUGUCGGACAGCGCUCGGGAUCUCAUCCGGAAGCUCCUGUGCCGUCAGGAGGAACGCCUGGGCCGGGGAGGCCUGGAGGACUUUCGCAGUCACCCCUUCUUCGAGGGGGUGGACUGGGAGCGGCUCCCCGCCAGCUCUGCCCCUUACGUCCCCGAACUCCGGGGACCCCUGGACACCUCCAACUUCGACGUGGACGAUGACAGUCUCAAUCACCCGGAGACCCUCCCUCCCCCUUCCCACAGUGCCUUCUCUGGCCACCACCUGCCUUUUGUGGGCUUCACCUUCACCUCAGGCAGCCCCGUCUCAGAGAGGAGUCCGAGCCUGCCUACAUCCGGUCUGGAGCGGAGAAUCCGAGCCUUGGAGCAGGAGAAGAUGGAGCUGAACCGACAACUCCAAGAGGCCCUGCAGAAAGCUUCUUCCAGACCCGUGGAGCUGGAGCAACUGAAAGUGGAGCUGGAAACUUUACGCAGGAAACUGACAGAGUCCCAGAAAGAGAGAACCGCCCUCCGUUCGGAUGCAACGAGUGGGGGGCCGGCCCCCCGAAUCACAGCACUGAUUCAGGAAAAGGACCAGCUGCACCAGGAACUGGGAGAGGCGCGGGCCCAGUUGCGGGCUCAGGAGCUGGAGCUGCAAGGGGGCCGGGAGAAGCAGAAAAAGCUACAGCAGAGGCUGCGGGAGGCCCAGGAGGCUGCAGAGGCUGCAGGAGGGCAGGCCCAAGGGCUGAGCCGUGAUCUGGACCAGGCCAGGGCAGCCCGGAGUGAGCUAGAAGCCAAGGUGGCCACUUUGAACAAUGAGGUGGUGCAGCUGCAGAAGCAGAGACAGAGGAGCUGGGAGGAGCUGACUACAGUCAAGACCAUAUACCCGCACCCUGAGACCAACGGCUCCAGCCCCCCGCCCACGGACACCCCAAGCAGCCAGCAGGAGGUGCCGAGGAAGGAGACGUCGGGCCCGAAGGUCCAGAUGGGCCAGGGCCUGAGCCGGUGCCUGCAAGAGGAGACACUGUCCCAGCUGAGAGAGGAGAAUCAGCGUCUCGUCCAGGAACAGGAUCGGCUGGCCAGAGAGCUGAUGCAGGAGCAGCAGAAGAGGGAGCGCACAGAGGAUGAGCGGAGGGAGAGCGAGAGCAACUGGGAGGCCCAGAUCUCGGACAUCCUGUCCUGGAUGAAUGACGAGAAGAUCUCACGGGGAUACCUGCAGGCUCUGGCCACCAAGAUGGGAGAAGAGCUGGAGACCCUGCGCAACGUCGGGGUCCAGACUCUCCCAACCCGGUCUUUGGAUCACCAGUGGAAGGCCCGGCGACUGCAGAAGAUGGAGGCGUCGGCCAAACUGGAGCUGCAGUCGGCCUUGGAGGCGGAAAUCCGGGCCAAGCAGGGCAUCCAGGAGGAGCUGAACCGAGUCAAGGAGGCCCAGCGGCAGGGAGACUGCCGCCUGCAGGAGGUGGAGCGGCAGAACCAGGUUCUCCAACAGGAGCUGACCAAGCUGAAGGAGGAGAUGAAGACUCGGGGGCCUGGAGACUCCAAGCCCCCAAAUUCCUUGAUCCCCUUCCUGCCCUUGAGGAGCCCUGAGAAGGAUCCCUCCAGGUCCUCAGACCCCCAGGAGAACCGCAGAUCCGGGGGCGAAGCUGAGCUGCGGCCAGAGGGGCGUCGCAGUAUGAGGACUGGGAUGGUCUUCCCGCAUUCCUCCCCAGCCCCCGGGGACAGCUCCCCCACCAAGGCCCAGCCCGGAGUCCACUCCCUGCGUCCCCGGACUUUCCCCUCACCCAACAAGUGCCUGUACUGCACCGCCCUCAUGCUGGGGCUCAGCCGCCAGGGAUUGUACUGUGAGGCGUGUGGCUAUUUUUGCCACGUGGCGUGUGCCCCUCUGGCACCUCCCUGCCCUGUGCCUCAGGAGCUGCUCCGCACCGUCCUGGGGGUGAACCCCGAAACUGGCAUUGGCACGGCCUAUGAGGGGUAUCUGUCGGUGCCCCGCCCCUCGGGAGUCCGCCGGGGCUGGCAGAGGAUGUUCGCCACGCUCAGCGAUUUCCGCCUUCUGCUUUACGAUGCCCCCGAUGCCCGGGUCCCCCCGGCGAGCCACGCGCUGGCACAAGUGCUGGACUUGAGGGACCCCCAGUUCUCAGCGACCCCCGUCCUGGCCUCCGAUGUCAUCCACGCGCAAACCCGAGAGCUGCCCUGCAUCUUCCGCGUGACGGCUUCCCAGCUGACGGUGCCGCCCACCCUGUGCUCGGUCCUGCUGCUGGCCGAGAGCGAGGAGGAGCGGGGCCGCUGGCUGCAGGUGCUGGGGGAGCUGCAGCGCCUCCUGCUAGACACCCGGCCCCGGCCCCUGCCCAUCUACACCCUCAAGGAGGCCUACGACAACGGGCUGCCCCUCCUGGCCCACGCCCUCUGCGCCGCCAUUGUCGAUCGGGAGCGCCUGGCCCUGGGCACCGAAGAGGGCCUCUUCGUCAUCCACCUCCGCAGUAACGACAUCUUCCAGGUGGGGGACUGUAAGCGUGUCCAGCGUCUGGCGGUGUGCCCGCCGGCCGGGCUCCUGGCGGUGAUGUGCGGCCGGGGGCCCAGCAUCCGCCUCUUCCCCCUGAGCGAGCUGGAGAGCGGCGAGACGGCGGGCACCAAGAUCCCCGAGUCCCGCGGCUGCCUGGCGCUGGCGGCCGGGCUGAUCCUGCAGGCCAGCACGCCCGUGCUCUGCCUGGGCGUCAAGCGGCAGGUGCUGUGCUUCCAGCUGAGCCCCGGGCCCGGGCCGGGGCCCCGGCACCGACGCAUCCGCGAGCUGCAGGCGGCCGCGCCCGUGCAGAGCCUGGGCCUACUGGGCGACCGCGUGUGCGUCGGGGCGGCCGGGGCCUUCGCCCUGCACCCUCUGCUCAACGAGGCGGCCCCGCUGGCGCUGGGCGCGGCGGAGGAGCUGCGGGGUGCCGGGCCGUGCGAGGCGCUGGGCGUGGUGGAGCUCAGCCUCAGCGAGUUCCUGCUCCUCUUCGCUGCCGCCGGGGUCUACGUGGACGCCAACGGCAGGAAGUCCCGCAGCCAGGAGCUGCUCUGGCCCGCGGCCCCCUGCGGCUGGGGGUACGCGACGCCGUACCUGACGGUGUUCAGUGAGAACGCGAUCGACGUGUUUGACGUGAGGAAAGCGGAGUGGGUCCAGUCCGUGCCACUCAAGAAGGUGCGACCCCUGAACCCUGAAGGCUCCCUGUGCCUCUACGGCUCCGAGAAAGUCCGACUGACCUACCUCAGGAACAGACUGGCGGAGAAGGACGAGUUCGACAUCCCGGACCUGACGGACAACAGCCGACGUCAGCUGCUGCGUACCAAGAGCAAACGGCGAUUCUCCUUCCGCGUUUCUGAGGAGCAGCGGCAGCAACAGCGCAGGGAGAUGCUGAAAGACCCCUACGUGCGCUCCAAGUUCAUCUCCCUUCCCACCAACUUCAACCACCUGGUGCACAUGGGGCCCGGGGAUGGCCGGACGGCCCCUAAGCACCCGCCCUCGUCCGCAGAGACCAAGACCCGCGGAGCCCCGGGUCCCAUCCUGACCCGGCCCCACAGCUUCUCGGAGGCACCCAGACGUCCGCUGUCCAUGGGGAGCGAGAUCCUGACUGGGGAGGCGGACGUCGUGAAAUGCAAACCCAGGACCUCCCUCUCCAGUGAGUCUGUGUCCUGCCCUCAGGAUCCCCUGGCCCCCGCGGCUUCGUUGAGCCAGAUCUCCGAGAGACCGCGGAGCCUGCCGCCGGUCCCCGCCUCCGAGAGCUCCCUCUGACGCCGCCCCCCGUGGGGGGCCUGCGCCCCCACCCCGGGGAGGAUCCCCAACCCCCGUUCUGACCAGGCCGUCCAGAGGCCCCAUUUGGUGGGGAGGGGGGGCUGGGGCUUAAGUGUCCCCUGCUGGUCAGUGUGGCUUGAGGUCACCCGGCCCCUCCGGCCCCCUUCCAGAAAGGCCGGCCAGCCGGAAGCCAGGCUGCUGCCGUCUGGAGGCCUGGUAGCCGGAGGGGAUGAGAACCCCCGUUUCCUCCGGAAGCCAUUUCAGGGUUCGAACCGUCCCGGUGGGGGUGGAGGGCCGGGGGCAGGCCCAGGGACCCACUCCGAGGCCCCAAAAGCCCGGAGCUGUCCAUCACCCUCCCCGCUCAACCCGAUGGCCUCAUCUAACCCUACCCCAAGGGCCUCUCGCCACCCCCUCCUCACCUCAGGCGGCCCCCCCAGGCCCCUUAGGUUCCCAGCCAGGGAGCCCCUCCCUUCCGUCCCAGCCCCCUAUGUGGGCUGAGGGGGCACAGUGUUAGCCGUAGUGUUAGCUUCAGGGCUGUAACAGGAUCACGACUCCUCAUCGGGCCUUUAGUUGGGGCCUACAGGGGCCCGGGCUUCCCCCUGCAGCUCAGCCUGGGGAGGAACCAGGGGCCCGGCGGCGCCCCAGGGCGAGUCUGCCCAGCCACUUGGGGACGUCUCUGUCACCACCCUGCUCCCCCCUGCCGUCCCCUCGUCCUUUCCCCUGCCCACCCCCACCCCCCUGCCCCUCUGGGGUUAUCUGUGCCAAAGCGCCAUGUCGCCAUCUGGGAGGGAGAGGUGAGAAGGGGAGAGCAGUGCAGAGGCCAGAGAGAGACCUCCGGAGAGGAGGGACGGGGCCACAGAGACGAGCGAAGGAAAGAAUCAGGAGGAAGGGAAGUUGUGGACGGGAGCAUCGGAGGGAAGAACCCGGCUUUGCCGCCAUCUGGGCUCCGGCCCGGGUAAGGAGAUGGCCUCAUCUAACCCUACCCAAAGAGCCCCUCGCCACCCCCUCCUCACCUCAGGGCCCCCCAGGCCCAUUUGGUUCCCAACCGGGGAUCCCCUCCCUCCCGUCCCAGCCUCCCACGUGGGCUGAGGGGGCCACAGGGGAUCUGGACGCUGAGCCGAACUCGCCAGAUCUCCCUGGGGGCUGUCCCCGACCCGUGGCUGGAAACCCGUCCGAGGACCUGAGCCAGGAGGAGGUCAGAGCUAGCCAUGUGGUCCAGGUGAUGGUGAAGGGCGAGACAGCAGGGGCUGGGGGUGGGCGAGAGACAGAGUUACACAGUAUUGGGGAAAUAUCUACAGAUGGUGUUGGGGAGAUAUCUGGCGAGAAAGAGACAGAGACAGGUAGUGAGAGGUGGGAGAUGUCUAACAGGAGAGACAGAGAAAGGAAGACAGAAAGAAAGAGGUGGGUUCGAGAGGUAGAGAUGGGAGCUCUAAUGGGAGAGAGACAGAGUUCAGUCAGUAAGUAGGACAGAUUGAGAUAUCAAGAAAGAUCGAGAGGGGUGGGAUCAAGAGGGAGAGAUGGAGAUAAUUGGAGAGAGACAAAGAGAUGGGAUUGAGAAGUAGUUUUAGGAGAGGUCCAUGGAAGAGACAGAGAUAGAGGGAUAUCGCAAAAGAUGGAGACAGAUGGGAUUAAGGGAGAGAGAUGGGAGAGGGAGCGCUCUAAUGGGGGAGAUGACAGGAGAGAAAUGGAAAGAGAUGGAACUGAGGCAGCAUAGAGAGAUCAGAAGAGGAGAGAUUGGGAAAGAGGUGAGAUGGGUUCGGGAGUCAGGAAGAGAAGAGGAGGCGGCAUGAGGGCUGAGGGGUGGGUUAGGGAACGUUUUAUUUAAAGAAAUUGGACAUGAUCAUCUAAUCAGCCUGGCCAGAUAGAGAUGAUUUUACGGGGAGGGUUGUUUGGGGGGUGGGGGCGAGGGAGUAUUUAUGAUGAGCUAAAUUGUGGGGAAGGGGAGAGGGCUUGGGUUGGGGAGAGAAUCCAGUUUGACUCUUUAACCCUUCGUGAGGGGGGGAAUGCUAUUGUCAAGGCUUCAACCAGUCGUGUAUUAGGGAGUCAUAUUGGGGAGAAUUUUAUUAUUAUUAUUAUUGAUAAUAUUAUUAUUAUUGUUGUUAUUAUUUUUUUAAACUCCGCCUUGGAGUGGAGGGCAAGACAAAUAUUUAUCUAAUGGCUUCCAGUGUUUUGUGGAAGGACAGAUACAGAUGUUCUGUGUGACUACCAGAAAUCUAAUAAAGGCUUCUUUGUAAAUGCCCA